AAGUAAUCAGUAAUUAGUUACUGAUUGCUUUUUUCAAGUAACUUGACCAACACUGAACAACAACUGUGCUUUAGUGAGUAAUAGUGAGAAGCAAUUAAAUACGGGUGGAAUUAAAUGUUGUCAUUGUUAUAAGGUAACAAUCCCAUGACAAACAUAUUUCUUAGUGUAGUACGUAGAGCUGUUUGACAAAGAGGUUUAUGGGUAAACAUUACAGGUAAACCUGUGUAUUCAUGGAUACACAGAUGAUACCUUUUGAUAACAGGAUGGGUGUUUGAUUGGAAUUGUUAUGGAGCUGCAGAUGACAUGAUACAGGUUUAACGGGUUAAAUAGUGAUGGUACUGCUGCAUGUAAAAGAUUUGAAAUAUCAAAAAGCUGAGAAUAUCAAACAAAUUCAGUUCUGAAAUAAUAAAGUUACAAUUGCCAGGAACACUUGUUUAUAUUUUAUUACACGUUUUAAUAUAUGACCACUAUUUUUUAUGUACUCAACAUAUUUAGGACAUUACAAAAUAGAAUACAAUUUUUUAUGCUUUUGAUAAAGAUUCUAAAUGGGACUAAAUUAUUAAACCAUUUUAAUCUAAUGGUUUAUUCACUCUGAUUAAUGACGUUAUUUUUAUGUAAGCUUUAUUUUAAGGACAAUAUAUAAUGAGUAAACUGUUUUAAAAUCUCACUGUGGAUUAUAAAACAUUAUAAAACAGUCUGUAAAAUGAAUUCCAUGGAUUGUAUAUUCUCUCAUACAAAUGGCCUCAAAACCCCCCACAACUUCCUUUUCAAAAGGUUCUGGGACUAAAAUGGGGAAUGAUUCAGAUGGAACAUUAACAGAUGGAACAUGAACAGGAAUUAGAUGGAGCACGAUUAGAUGGAACGGGAACAGAUGGAACAGGUGGAACAGAUGGACCAGAUGGAACAGGAACAGAUGGACCAGAUGGACCAGAUGGAACAGGAACAGAUGGACCAGAUGGAACAGAUGGACAAGAUGGAACAGAUGGAACAGGAACAGAUGGACAAGAUGGAACAGGUGGAACAGAUGGAACAGAUGGAACAGGAACAGAUGGACCAGAUGGAACAGGAACAGAUGGAACAGAUGGAACAGAUGGAACAGGAACAGAUGGACCAGAUGGAACAGGAACAGAUGGAACAGAUGGAACAGGAACAGAUGGACCAGAUGGAACAGGAACAGAUGGAACAGAUGGAACAGGAACAGAUGGACAAGAUGGAACAGGUGGAACAGGAACAGAUGGACCAGAUGGAACAGAUGGACCAGAUGGAACAGAUGGAACAGGAACAGAUGGACAAGAUGGAACAGGUGGAACAGAUGGAACAGGAACAGAUGGAACAGAUGGACCACAUGGAACUGAUCCCUUCCCAAACUUUGAUCUAAUCCACAUAGCUGAGACAAUUGCAAAUAAUCCUGUGAUGACUGCAAAUCCCACAAAAUAUUUAAACCAUGAUUUUUGUGCAUUUUCCGUGUGUUUCUUAAUGAUGUUAACUUUAGCCUGCUUUCUGAUUUCCUUCUGUGACAGAUUUUCUGAUGACUUUCGAACCCGAUUUUCCUCUUUUUGUAUUUCUAUCUCCAAUGUCUGGAGCUUUUCAUUAGUGUAGUAUCUUCCAUUGUUUUCUGUCACUAU
Molecule: messenger RNA, 1625 nt
Organism: Oreochromis niloticus (Nile tilapia)
Lineage: Eukaryota; Metazoa; Chordata; Actinopteri; Cichliformes; Cichlidae
Product: S-antigen protein-like
Exons: 1
Coding region: 820-1599 (259 amino acids)
Source: RefSeq, a predicted model, not a curated record